GUCGCCUCGCCUGCACAGAGAACAGGAUGCGGACUUUGGUAGUGCUAACCGUGCUGCUCGCUGCAACGUCGGCCCACGCUGGCUGGAUCGACAGCAUCACGGCCCAGAUCUCGAGUCUGUUCCAGUCAUACGAAGAGGCGCCCUACACCGUCACCGCCACGUAUGCCGGUUACGAAGAGCGCGUCUACCCCGCCCGGAAGUGGGUUUGCACUGAGAAAACGGCGCACCGAGAGGACGAUGACAUGCAGUCGAACAUGUUCUGGUAUCUUUUCCGAUACAUCUCUGGGAACAACAACAAACAGGAAAAAAUCGAAAUGACUAUCCCCGUCUCGACCGAGUACACUCAGGGGACCGCGACCAAUACGUACGAAAUGUGCUUCUACAUCGGACAGGAGCAUCAGGAUGACCCCGCCACGCCCACCGAGCAAAAGGUCACCAUUCAGGACCGCCCAGAAAUUACCGUGCUCACCAGGACUGUUGGAGGAUAUAUGGACGAUGACGAGGACUGGUUAGAGGAAGCAAGCCGCCUUGCCGAUAUCAUCAACGCAAAUGGCGAAACCGUCUCUCUCAGUCACAUGUAUUGGGUUGGCUACGACGCUCCCUUCAAGUUCUGGAACCGCCGUAACGAGAUAUGGUUCGUCAAGAACUGAAGAAGUCCGUUCGAGUUUCUAGUCCCAGAAAACUAAAUAAAGAAGAAGAAGAAAAAAACUUGGGUGGCUUACGAAGGAGAAGAAAAAGGAAUAUUGUAAGAAAAUUAAGCAGCGGCGUGGGACGAAAAGUGCAAAUCAUCGAUAACUGUUGAUUUUCAUCACAUCAUUUCAUCAUUCUCGAUUGUUUUGUGUGAAUUACGUAUAUAGAUGUGUAAAUGCAUUUUGUAAGUGAAUAAAGUAUCAUACUUAU
Molecule: messenger RNA, 900 nt
Organism: Penaeus indicus
Lineage: Eukaryota; Metazoa; Arthropoda; Malacostraca; Decapoda; Penaeidae
Product: heme-binding protein 2-like
Exons: 7
Coding region: 27-650 (207 amino acids)
Source: RefSeq, a predicted model, not a curated record